Molecule: messenger RNA, 1626 nt
Organism: Temnothorax curvispinosus
Lineage: Eukaryota; Metazoa; Arthropoda; Insecta; Hymenoptera; Formicidae
Product: receptor-mediated endocytosis protein 6 homolog
Exons: 8
Source: RefSeq, a predicted model, not a curated record
GAUCGAUUAGCAAUACGUCCGAUAACUUGGAAGCUGUAUCAGAAGCCGCUUCCAAUCACAGUGUCGCUUCUUCUCUUAGAAUUAGAGAUAGAAGAUCAAUACGAUAAUCUCUCAGACAUGGUGUCUGCUAAUGUAUCGGGUAGAGGAACUCCUAAUAUAUCAGGUCGAGAUACACCGUCGUCUCAAAUUACUGAAGGAGACGAUGGACGAGCUGCGGGUGAAGUAAGGCAACUGGAUUUGCCGCCGCCUAAUAUCCCAACUAAACAAAGUCGAUCCGAAAUUGAUGACAAAUUUUGUAAAUUUGAGAUUAAGAAACUUAUUGAAGGAGACGAGACUGUUUCUAUGGUAUCCGAUACUUGGUCUACGGAUGUGUUGGCCUCAGAUAGCGAAAUAGUUGAACAACAGGAUCGAAUAUUGCUUGCUGUUCCUACUGAACAGGUUGCAUCUGUGUUGCCCGCCGAACCUACGCUAACCAUGUUAGACAUUAGUGAAACCGCCUCUGAAGCCUGGAGCACAGAUGUAUUAGCUAGCGAUUCGGAAAGAUUAACUGAAGUAGAUACCGAUGACACUGCUAGUGUUGCCAGGUCUGAUGAUACGGCCAGAUCCGAGAUCGAAAUAGAAAGCCGUGCUGAUUCCGAGGGAAAUGAAGAAACUCUUCAAUCUGCAACUCCAUGUCCGGAUGGUUCAAGCAUCACUUUUCCGUCAAUUUCGGGGAUUCGAGAGGAUUCUGGCAUAGGAACUUCGAUAGUUCAUCAACCAUCACCAACAACAUCUCCAUUGCCAUCGUCGUCAAAUGUGACAGGUCGUGGUGGAACCAAGUCCGAUUACCGACGUAGUACAAUGGAAUAUGUAGACAAAAACGCUAACAAUAUAAGCAAUAUGGACUAUGAUAAACCAUUACGGGACGACAGGCUGGUUCACUUGAUAGAUAAACUUCAAAUUAACAAUGAGAAGUCCCAAAACGGUGACGUGAAAACAGAGGAGUUGGACAGCUGCAUGGCGUCAGUCGAGAAUACCGUAGGCCGAUUAAGCACGGCUAGCGUAACAUCCAGCAGCAGUUCCGGAUCAGAACCUCGUGUGAAGAGUAACAUUUCAACGUCAGAUUUACCAACACCAACAGUUAAUGGCAUUUGUGACGUGGUAGAUGGUUCGAUUCCCAAUUUUUCCAAGCCAAAUGCAUCAACGGGAGCUAUUCCAAAGAGCAUAAGCUUUGACAUGACCGCCGAGCGUGGCGAUAAGGAAUUGUUGGACGACGAUCAAAAAAACAAACGUGGUUUCUUUGGUAAAUUAAAAUUGUCAUUGAGAAAUCGUAGAGGUAAAGCAAUCCGCGUGACGGACGACAGAUGUUUCGAUCGAGAAGCUGGUGGCGACGGCGUCGAUGUGUGCAGGCACAGAUUACGCAGGAUUAUGUCGGAAGAUGUAACAUCAUCCGGUAAUGUCGCGGGCGAUACUACCGAUGAUAUAUUAGCGAAAUACAGAAGAAAGCCAAGCGCAGCUAGCGAUACAGCCUCGGUCGAAAGCAAUCAGUCCCGUACAAAAGAGGUGGAAGACGAAAGACUUUCAAUCGAUCCGAAUAAUGUAGAACUCUCUUAUGCUUUUGCGGAUGCUAAAAGAAAAUUACGUAUG